CUGAGCUGAAGCAGAGACUCCCAAGUGCCAGAAGCCAGUGUGCAGUGUGUGCGCGCGUGUGUGUGUGCGUGUGUGACAAACUCGAUCAGCCCGAACAAGACCACCUCUUGCUUAAAGCUUUCAAACUGUUAUUCUUCCCGCCCCCCGUCACCCCCCAAUAUCAGAGCACCAAGUAAUCUGUCUCCCUCCCACCCCUUCCCCCUCCACCCCUCCUGUUGGAAGAUAUGGAAGAGAAAGAUAAAGGGGCUGCAUCUGGGCUCUGACUGUUCAGCCUGCAUGCCUCUCUGCUUCCAGACCUGGGUGGACUUCAUCAUCGCCUUCCCCCGAAAAAAUCACCGUCAGCGGGAUGAGAUGCAACUUCUUGCAACUGGAUUUACAGACUGACACUUGUUUGGCUGCCCUAAAUCCCUGUGAUCUCCAGGGCCCUCUGAUAAUGGAGUCAUCAUGUUAACUGAAGAGGUCAUCAACAGAUGUGUACAUUCACCUUAUAGUGUCCGCUGAGCUGAGAAGGAUCAGAUAUAGACUCCACAAGUGGAUCUUACCUCCAUGUGAGAAGACGGACACAGGAGACUAUAAUAUGGCCCUUGGAUGUACUUGCUGUUCGUUCACCCACUUACUGCCUGUCUCCCAUGAGAAAGAGACUCUGAGGUGAGACUGACUUUUGCACUGCAGGAAAGCUCAGGGCAAAGAAAGAAUGCUGUAAGAAAACAUGCUUGUCGGGGAAAAUGUUUUUGUGUUUAAAAGCACUCAGCAAAAUCCUGUUUCUGGCUUAAGUGAUAAUUGGUCAUCGGGUUUCUUGUUAUAGACACAGAAAUGAAUAACUCAACAUACAUAAAUGCUUCUACGGACAAUGAAAUGGCACUGGGAAGCCCCUAUAAAACAGUUGAGGUGAUCUUCAUAGUCCUGGUAGCCGGGUCUCUCAGUCUAGUGACUAUCAUUGGGAACAUUUUGGUCAUGGUGUCAAUCAAAGUGAACAGGCACCUGCAGACUGUCAACAACUACUUCUUGUUCAGCUUGGCAUGUGCUGACUUGAUCAUUGGUGUCUUUUCCAUGAACCUAUACACACUUUACACUGUGAUUGGCUACUGGCCCUUAGGGCCUGUAGUAUGUGACUUGUGGCUGGCUCUUGACUAUGUGGUCAGCAAUGCCUCUGUCAUGAACCUUCUCAUUAUUAGCUUUGACAGAUUCUUUUGUGUCACCAAGCCUCUGACAUACCCUGUAAAGCGGACCACUAAGAUGGCAGGCAUGAUGAUUGCUGCUGCUUGGGUGCUGUCCUUCAUCUUGUGGGCACCUGCAAUUCUGUUCUGGCAGUUUAUCGUUGGGGGAAGAACAGUUCCCGAUAGGGAUUGCUACAUCCAGUUCUUUUCCAAUCCAGCUGUCACUUUUGGCACUGCCAUUGCAGCGUUCUACCUGCCCGUUGUCAUUAUGACCAUUCUCUACUGGCAAAUAUCUCGUGCCAGCAAGAGCAGGAUGAAAAAAGGAAAAAAGGAACCAGCACAAAACCAAGAUGCAGUUUGUCCCAGUCUAGUCCAAGGUAAAAUAGUGAAACCAAACAAUAACAACAUCCCAGUCAGCGAUGAUGGGUUGGACCAUAGCAAAAUUCAGAAUGGUAAAGCCACUGGAGAGAGUGUAAUAGAGAACUGUAUUCAAGGGGAGGAGAAGGAGAGCUCUAAUGAUUCCACCUCUGUCAGUGUCAUUGCUUCCAACAUGAAGGAGGAUGAAGUUGCCAAAGAAGCCAACAGGGCUUCCAUUUCUCAAGCCCACUCCAAAGCUGAGAACUCCAAGCUGACAUGCAUCAGGAUAGUCACAAAAUCCCAAAAGGGGGACUGUUGUGUCCCAACCAACACAACUGUGGAGAUUGUAGGUACCACUGGCCAAAACGAGGAUGAGAAGCAGAACAGCGUAGCCCGUAAAAUUGUCAAGAUGACCAAGCAGCCAGCCAAAAAGAAACCACCCCCAUCUAGAGAAAAAAAAGUGACCAGGACUAUCUUAGCAAUUCUCUUGGCCUUCAUCGUUACCUGGACACCAUACAAUGUGAUGGUGCUUAUCAACAGCUUCUGUGGGCCCUGCAUCCCCGGCACUGUUUGGACUAUUGGUUACUGGCUCUGUUAUAUCAACAGCACCAUCAAUCCUGCCUGCUACGCCCUCUGCAAUGCUACCUUCAAGAAAACCUUUAAGCACCUUCUUAUGUGUCAUUACAAGAACAUAGGAGCCACAAGGUAAAAAAUAAAAAUCACAGAAAGGGGGAAGACUUUCCAAGUUUAAAAAAAACACACAAAAAAACAAUGCCAUGGCACUUUAUGCUCUAGUAUGGAAUGUGCAAUCAAGGAGCCCAGUGGAGACACUGACAUGGGGCCUCAGCUCCAUCUUUGAGAACUGCACUUAAAAAACCUUUUUUCUUGGGGAAUGUUGGAAUGAAAUGAAGGGUCAGUAGAAAAAGCAGCCUUGAGGCACAGUUUCUUGCUUCCCGAUGGUCUCAUGGAGAAGGGCUUUAGUGUCUAUGAUUUGUUUCAGUUUUAUAUGGAAUAAUAACACCCUUUCUUUUCUUUUGGUCUGCCGAUGUGUGUCCAUUUGGAAAAAAAAAUGUAAGAAAACUUGGACAAUAAAUAAAACAUCAAUACAUUCAG
This is a messenger RNA of Alligator sinensis (Chinese alligator), 2627 nucleotides long. It is a transcript of the gene CHRM2, whose product is annotated as cholinergic receptor muscarinic 2. Lineage: Eukaryota; Metazoa; Chordata; Crocodylia; Alligatoridae. Gene Ontology annotation, biological process: regulation of heart contraction; regulation of smooth muscle contraction; chemical synaptic transmission. Gene Ontology annotation, cellular component: plasma membrane; synapse; dendrite. The record is from RefSeq and is a predicted model, not a curated record. The coding region runs from base 814 to 2223 and encodes 469 amino acids. The transcript is spliced from 5 exons. Gene Ontology annotation, molecular function: G protein-coupled serotonin receptor activity; G protein-coupled acetylcholine receptor activity.